AUGGUGAAUCGUGUUCUGAAGUUCUUACAUCUGACAAAGGGGUGGGACUAUUACCGCAAUUAUCUUGGGUUCUUUAUAAUAGGGACAAUCAAUAACAUCAACUUUGUUGUUGUGAAUUCCUCUGCGAGUUCAUUGUGUUCCUUUUUCCACGCCGAUGCGCUGAAUCCACUUGUUUUGUGGUGCAACACUUUUGCUGGUUUAAUUCUUCGAAUUUUUAAUAUGCUUUUCCUCUACAAAAUUCCCAUCAAAAUUCGACUGCUCUUUUCAACCAUUUUCAACUUGAUUGGUCUCUUUGGGAUAGUUUUGGCUAUUCUUUUACAGGAAUAUACUCAAUCGGAGUCUUACGUGUUAUUUGGCUUAGCACUAUGUAUGAUAUUAGUCAUUGGAGGAGUUCAGUCAUUUGCCGAGUCAGUCAUCUUAUCUUACUCGGGGCGUUUUCCGUCUGAGAUGGUGAAUGGGUGGUCCAGUGGGACAGGCUUUGCUGGAGUAGCUGGGAGUGGGUUGUACUUGUUUUACUCAGGAUUGAAUGUUCCUGAUACCAUCAGUUUCACGACUUUAACACCUUUGUGUGUUAUUUAUGCGUUAGUCUUCUUCUUUAUGAUCAAACCGCCCACUCCGGAGGAUCUCCUAGCAAACGAGAAGAAAGCGGAGAAACAAGAAAACGCUGAAGCAUCGACACCUAGUGAAUCAAAGCCAUUAGUGAUAGAUAAUUUGAAAGAAAAUGCCAUUCAAAGUGACGAAAUACAACAUGGAGAGACUCAAGAGAGUCAUUCAGAGACUUCAGAACAGCGCGAAGUACAUAAAGAUGAAAAAGGGAUGUUUGCAGAUGAAGAGAAGGAAGAAGGCACAUUCUGGCAAAAGUUAUUAAGUGGUAUCAAGUUGACGUGGUGGCUUGGGAUCAAUUUAAGUCUUGUGUACUUCUUUGAAUAUAUCAUCAAUCCAUCGGCGAUAUAUGUCUCGAUGGACAGAGAAGCCGCAAAAACAAGUGACAAUUUCUUCCUCAAAAAUUUCUAUGAGAUUUUGGCGUUUUGUUACCAACUUGGCGUGUUCAUCUCGAGAAGUUCGUUACCACUCUUCAAAUUGAAACCCGUCUGGAUACUUACAAUCUUCCAAUUUUCAUUGUGCGUGUUGAUGUGCGUGCAAGGCGCAGAACACUUUAUGGUAGAUGAAUGGGGGAUCGGAGUCAUGAUUGGGAUCCUUUUAAUAGUCGGUCUUAUUGGAGGGUGCGCCUAUGUCCAAGUAAUGUAUUGGAUCCUUAAAAAGAAAAUGAAAAAGGAACAACGAGAAAUGGGAAUGACGUUCGUGACAAUCAUGAACACGUGUGCACUUCUUUGCUCGUCGGCACUGGCUCUGUUGCUCAAUGAAACGAUUUGGAAAAACAAUUUUAAAGAAUGA
Molecule: messenger RNA, 1395 nt
Organism: Entamoeba invadens IP1
Lineage: Eukaryota; Evosea; Mastigamoebida; Endamoebidae
Product: protein btn-1 precursor, putative
Exons: 1
Coding region: 1-1395 (464 amino acids)
Cellular component (GO): membrane
Source: RefSeq, a predicted model, not a curated record